Poecilia reticulata (guppy) is the source of this 3220-nucleotide messenger RNA. Lineage: Eukaryota; Metazoa; Chordata; Actinopteri; Cyprinodontiformes; Poeciliidae. The record is from RefSeq and is a predicted model, not a curated record.
UCAUUCGGUGUAUUGUCUUUUUUUAAUUAAUGUAACAGGUCAACAUAACUUUCGUUUCCGGUGACGUCACAUCUGCUUUUGGGUGGCCACGUGAUUGUGUUGAGAAUUCGGCAAUCUUCGGGCCGCUCACGUAAUGGUUCUUCUGGCUGAUAAAUUAACAGUUACAUCACGGUUUUAGUUCACAGCUUCGGCUGCGGGACGUAUUACUGAUAGAUAAACCCAUGAAGCUUCAUUUGGAUCAGGUCAGCUAGAUAAGGGCCAGUGUCCAUGUCGAACUGGUCGUGGCCCUACAGAAUACAUGGAUGUAAGGGGUACGAGGGAGAUGUAAUGUCCCCUGCCCCCCACACUUCCUCCAUAUGUACUUUUUUCGGUCGUUACAACUGUUUAAUCUGUUGUUGACCGUGUUUGUCUGAGACGUCUUAAAACGCAGCAUGAGCGUACACCUACACUACAUGUUUGCCACACCUGUUAUUUUUGUGCAUAACACCAGCUGGAAACGUGCAGCGGAGCAGUGCUGCACGGUGUGACACAAUCAAAUGCAAAAAAAAAAACAAAAACAACUUUGUACAAUUUUCUUUCAAACAAACCGUGUAAAUCGAGUAAUUCUGUUACAUGCAUAAUGUUAGCUUAAUAAUGACUAUAGUUAAUCCAUGCCAAUAUAAUAUUAAACUGGUAAGUCGAGGGCUGUCUAAAUCUUAAUUUUUUUUAAUUUGCCUAUUAUUUUGUAUUUUAUCACUUCAAAUAUGCGAAUACAUACACAUAAUCUCAUACGUCAAAGCUUUUAUUUUGAAAUGAAAAUCAAUGUAUUUUUUAUUGUCGGUCUCUUAAGGAAAAACCUAGUUGCCAAAGCAUAAAUAAACCCUUAAAACAGCUAUAUAUUAGUAAAAUAAUAACAAACAAACAAACAAACAAACAAACAAACAAAAAAAAAUACAAAUCCCACCCAAAUAUAUCCGUUCGCUUCAAGCUCCACUCAAAAAGACUUCGGAUCCUGCGAAGCAUCCGGAUAUCAGGUCCCGUCACUACCGCAGUAAUAGUUAGGGGCGAAUAAAGGAGGGGAACCAACAAGCAGACAGCUGGGUGAGACAGGAAAAGAAAUCCAGAGAGAAUAUCGGUCAAAAAUCCAGCUGUCACCGCGCUCUCGCAAAAUGGAUUAUCAGCGUUUAACGAGCUACGGUCAGCAUCAAAAUCACGGCGUUGCCAACCCAGGUUACAUACCAGCAGCAGUGGGACCAGCAGCAAUGCUUGCCCCACCUGUCGGGGAGCAUCCGGGCCCCAGCGCUCCUCCGGCUGGCAUGUUUGACAACAUGCCUGGAUAUGAAGGGACGGUGGUGGGAGGAGGUGGGUUUCUUCCACCUCCCAUGCCUGCUCAACCAGUCCCCCAGCCUUCACCUGGACCUGAACAGCCACACUGGAGUAUCCCGUCUAUAAGUGAAGAUACUGCCAGAGAUGCCUUUAGCCUGUAUGUUUCCAGCAAAUGUUGCUACAGUUCUGCGCCAGUAAAGGACGGUGUUAUCAUCAACAUGGAGUCAUUCAAUACUUACAGGUAUCGCCUAGAAACAUUUACUGAAUCCAGGUCUACAGAGUGGAGCCAUGAGCCAUACAACGGCCAGCCAGUGGACGCCUAUGUUCAGCACCCUCCAGGACCGUGGGACCUUCCGGCCAGAGCACCGACUUUUUUUGUGGACGGGGAACAGAAAAUGAAAGUUCCCUACACCUCAUCUAUGAAGCCUUGCCAUGACUGUGUAGGAAUGGGGAGAAAACCUUGCAAAGACUGUGCAGGCUCUGGUAAUAAAGUGUGUUGGGUGUGUAAUGGAUCUGGUUUUCGUCAUGGACAUGAUCGAUGUCAUCACUGCAGCGGAAGAGGGAGGGAAAAUUGUUCACAAUGUCAUGGGCAAGGAUCAAAGCAAUGUACCACAUGUCAAGGAAAACAGCAGCUUUUGGUCUUCAUCUGCCUCACUGUGAAAUGGACAAACAACUCUGACAAUUAUGUUGUUGAACAAUCAAGCGGUCUUCAGGUGUCAAACCUCAGUCAAGUGUCAGGCAAGGAGCUCUUCAGGGACUCUCAGUACUUGGUGUAUCCAGUCAUGGGCUUCCCAGACCCUACGAUAGUGCAGGCUGCACAGCGACUUGUUGGGGAUCAUCAGGGCAAGUUCUCACGGACAUCACGUAUCCUACAACAGCGUCAAACCAUUGAAUUGAUCCCCGUCACAAAGGUCACCUAUACAUGGAAAGGAAAAACGUAUAUUUACUUUGUGUACGGAAAUGAGUACAAAGUUCAUACGGAUGACUAUCCUGCUACUUGCUGCUGCUCUGUAAUGUAACUGAGAUUAACAUAGCAUUCUGAUUAUAUAACCAAAUGUAAGAAAUCAACUAUUUACAAAAUCUUUUAAAACAUAGAUACAUUUUUGAACAGGGAGUCAAAUUACUGUUGUCAACUAAAUAAUUUGGAAAAAGCGUCAACUGAGGCAGCAGUUGUGAACCAGCUGCAUCACCCCGUCAAAGUUGAUCAAAGUUUAAAUUAGGCAGUCUGGAAAACUGUCUGGUCAUUUAACAAGUCCAUAAUUUUUCCAGGUUAAAGGGACCAUUUUGUUAUCUGCGCACCAUGUAGAAGACAGUAUUAAUGUUGAUACAAAUGUGUGAUGACACUAUUUCUCUUAAUGAUGGCUACUAGUUUAAAGGUUUUGAAACCUCCUGCGCUGACAUUACAAAGUGAGACAAUUUAAGAAAAAGACAACUAUGAAGUGCACUGACAAUUUAAAAACUAAAGGCUGGGAAAGUAUCUGUUUUGUCUUUUUUCCACCCCAGCAAAGUACAAAUUCAUGGGCAUAUUGCAUGUUAAUCUUUAUGUUGUCUGUGUUUUGUUGUUUGGAUGGAUUUAACAGAUUAUCUUCUACUUUUGUUUGUGAUAGAAUUUGUUGUAAAAUAAAUAAAGAGCACCACAUUAUUGGAGACAAAAUAAGAUUUAAUCUGUAUUACUUUGCAUUUAUGUAAGUCGAUGGAUCUUUAUGAAGUAAUUUACAUUUAAUAUCAAUUUAAAUGUGCUCUAACAGUCACUGGCACCUGUAUUCUAAAUGUAGAGAUUUAUUUCCAUUAAACAUUAUGCAAAUAUUUUACAACAAUGUAUUUCAUGCAACAUGAAAAUUCUAUUUCUAAGAAAAUAUUGUGACGCUUAUAUUAAAAUUCUUGCAUUAAAAUGAAGGCUAUUUUUGCAACAUUG